Messenger RNA from Lutzomyia longipalpis, 2274 nucleotides. RefSeq names its product osmotic avoidance abnormal protein 3 (gene Kif3C). The record is from RefSeq and is a predicted model, not a curated record. The transcript is spliced from 2 exons. Gene Ontology annotation, biological process: microtubule-based movement. Lineage: Eukaryota; Metazoa; Arthropoda; Insecta; Diptera; Psychodidae. Gene Ontology annotation, molecular function: ATP binding; microtubule motor activity; microtubule binding. The coding region runs from base 236 to 2173 and encodes 645 amino acids.
AAAUUGACCUUGAGAGGGAUAAUUACGUAUUUACCUGAAAUUUGUCGCAGACACACAAUGUUCCAUUUUAUUAGUUGAAAUUGUUGACUCACCAGGAGUCCCCGCAUUUAUUGGUUUUUCCUGGAGUUUCCCUCCAAAAAAAAAAUGCUGAACUACCCCCAUUCUUCGGGUUCAAAGCAAGAGGAUUUGAGUUAAUUUUUUUCCUUGAAUUUUCUCUUCACUUUGCGUGGUGGAAAUGUCGGAAAAUGUGAAAGUUAUUGUGCGCUGUCGUCCAGCAGGUGCCAGGGAGAAGAAUUCAAAGGUGAUUGUUCAACUGGAGGAGUGUACUGUGAACCUGGAACAUGGCACCGAUGCAGCAGCACCACAGAAGGUGUUUCGUUUUGAUGGAACAUACGGCCCUGAGGUGGGAACGGACAUUCUCUAUGGGGAUGUUUGCUUUGGCAUUGUUGAGGGAUGCCUUGAGGGCUUCAAUGGGACCAUUUUUGCAUACGGACAGACAGGAUGUGGGAAGAGUUUCACAAUGGGUGGGGGUGGAGCUUCCAGGGGUGUUAUAUCGCGUGCACUUGAGCAUAUUUUUGAAGCAACCGUCGCUGCGGAUUCAGACACAAAAUACCUCAUUCUCGUGAGCUAUUUGGAGAUCUACAAUGACACAAUACGAGAUCUCCUGGCACCUGGUGCAAGUAUGCCCCCUGGUGGGCUGCAGUUGCGUGAAACUCCGUCCGGAGAGGUGAAUGUGCUCUCCCUGACGCGCCAUCCAGUACGGAAUGUGGAGGAAUGCGAAGAGCUCCUUCGACGUGGUGCAGCAGCACGAAUUGUUGGGGCAACCCUCAUGAAUGCCAGCAGUAGUAGGAGCCACAGUGUCUUCACGGUGUGCCUUGAGAAGAUGUCAGGGCAGGCAAUAACGCGUGGGAAGCUGAAUCUCGUUGAUCUCGCGGGGAGUGAACGACAAACACGAACAGGUGCGACGGGAGAACGUCUCAAGGAGGCAACAAAAAUUAAUCUCAGCCUUGCAGCUCUUGGGAAUGUUAUUAGUGCCUUAGCCACAGAUGCCACGACCAAGCAUGUCCCGUACAGGGAUUCCAAACUCACGAGACUCCUGCAGGAUUCACUGGGUGGGAAUACGAGGACACUCAUGAUUGCAUGUGUUGCACCAUGUUGGGAGGAUUAUGAGGAAACUCUUUCAACCCUCAGGUAUGCCAGUAGAGCUAAGAAGAUCUCAAAUCGCCCAAAAGUCAACGAAGAUCCCAAGGAUACAAUGCUGAAGCAGUAUAGGCAGGAAAUUGAGAGUCUUCGUUCAAUGCUGCAGCAGGGUGAUCAGGGAGCAAGAUUGGCGGCUGUUGAGGCGGAAAGGGAUGCCCUGGCGCGAGAUAUUGAACUCCUUAAAUCUCAAACGCUCGAAAUUAAAUCCCAAACAGCUCGAGCACCAGCACAGGAACUUGUUCAGCGUAUUGCAGCCGUUGAGGAUGUCCUAGUGGGUGGUGAAGGGGAUGAGAAAGUCAGGGCGAAGAGAAAAGAACGUCAAAAUGCAGCACAGAAGAGACAAGCAGUCCUCGCGGAUGCCCUGGCGAAGAUUGAAGAAUGUGAAGCAAGGGAUUUAAUUCAAGGGCACUAUGAGGACAUCGAGCAGGAGCUGAAAGCAACAAAGGAUGCUCUGCGACAGCGAAAGAGUCGCAUAAAGAGCCUCCAGAGGGAGAUUAAUGACCUUCAGGCGGAAUUUCAGCUCGAUCGUGCAGAUUAUCUCGAAACAAUUCGUCGCCUGGAGCGGAGUAUUAAGCUGUAUGAGCAGCUUCUGGAUGAAGCCAGCCCAGCACUGAGGAAGGAUGGGAGGCAUUGGGAUGUGGAUGCAAUUCGUCGUGCUGCUGUGUGGAAUGAAGAUACAUCCAGAUGGCGCCUUCCGGAUGAACUAUUGGAUCGUUUGAAGCUCCCACCAGCUGAUGUGCCACGUUGCUCGUCAGCAGCAACCCUGGAGGCACCACCAUCCCCGGAAAGGGAUGUGCUGCGGAUAAAACUUCAACGUAGUGAGGGAGCAUCAAUUGCAGAUACAUACUUCCGGCCACGACGGGCAGCUGAACUUUUACGCCCGAAGGAGGCAUGGAAGGAACCCACGAAGCCCACAAUUCCCGCACACAGGUGGCCAUCGAAAGCAUCUCUGUGGACUCUUAAAAAUAUAUAAAAUCUUGUAUACCUCGAUUAUAUAUUUAUUCAUUUCUAUUUAUUGGACUGUUUGUACAGGGAAUGUCUUUAUUAAAGAAUAUAUAUUUAUCUUGUGGUUGA